Messenger RNA from Drosophila innubila, 429 nucleotides. RefSeq lists its product as uncharacterized. The record is from RefSeq and is a predicted model, not a curated record. The coding region runs from base 109 to 324 and encodes 71 amino acids. Lineage: Eukaryota; Metazoa; Arthropoda; Insecta; Diptera; Drosophilidae. The transcript has 2 exons.
CGCCGCAGCGUGCACUUGUUGAUUAGACACUCCGGGCCAAAACAAAUUCAAUUAGUGUAACAACCCUAGUGGAAAGUUAUUCUUAGUUCGAAUGUUGACUAUAGAAAGAUGCCGUUAGGUUGCGCAUGCUGCUGGUUGUUACUCCUAAUGCACCUCUGUCUGGCAAUAGGAAGCAGCCAUCCAAAGGGAAAGCGUCAUGUUGUGGUUGCCCACGAUGGAUUCCACAAUAUCAACAAGGAACCAAAGUAUAGAAACUGGAGGACACGCCAGGAACAGCAUGCCAAGCAUCAUAAUCCAAUUACUCAGACUAUUAUAAAUAAUUAACUGUAUUUCAAGCAGAAUGCACAUGCGAUCUUUAUGCCGCAAUAUAUAUAUUAAUUGAAAUACAAUAGAUGUUAAUGGGUAUCAUAGCCUUCCCACACCUCACAA